Messenger RNA from Paramormyrops kingsleyae, 3519 nucleotides. Its product is annotated as ras-associating and dilute domain-containing protein-like. The record is from RefSeq and is a predicted model, not a curated record. NCBI's taxonomy places the organism in Eukaryota, Metazoa, Chordata, Actinopteri, Osteoglossiformes, Mormyridae. Gene Ontology annotation, molecular function: GTPase binding. Gene Ontology annotation, biological process: signal transduction; substrate adhesion-dependent cell spreading; neural crest cell migration. Gene Ontology annotation, cellular component: microtubule.
CCUUAAUAGGUUUAAACGGCUUCUGGUUCAGUUUUCUCCGGCGCAAUAUCUUCUACUUUUAUAACGACUUUUCUUUACAGACUAGUUCGGGUCCAUAUACCCAUGGAGCCGCCGGGAGAAUCUCCGGUGGCUCUCCAGAUGCACUUGGUUUCGGCUCUCCGUUACCGAGCGGCGCUCGUACAUCUUCGGCAAAUUCCGGUCGCAGGGAAUGCAGAUGCGGGAGCCGCGCAUGAAGGUGUACUCUCUGGACCACGGCCGGCGAUGCGUGUUGGGGAUAGCGAAGCCAGAAAGUUCUGUACGGUAGCUAAAGCCCGAGUCCGGCAGGAUCCGAGGCAGGCUUGAAAAACAGUUUGUUAAAUUGAUGAUGCAGAUCGCUUUUUUACAGAGUGUUUAAUUACUGCCACGACCUUUGUAGACCUGACGGUGACCGAGACCGACCCCCCCUCCCAGCCAUGCUCCACAGCCGACCCGUCGCCAUGGCUCUGCCCCUGAAAGCCCAGCCACGGCGGUCUGGCCGAGUCCUGACGCAGGUCCUGUGUCGCACCCUCAGUCAGAAGGAACGGCGCCCCCCGGCGGCGACCCCUCCAGAAUGCCCCGGCGAGGCUGCUGAGCUCUCCAUCCAGACAUCAGCCCCCGGAGUGCUGCGCAUUUUCGGUGAUGCCAUCUGCGCCGGGGCCCACUACAAGAGCGUGCUGGCCACGCCAUCCUCCAGCGCCCGCGAGCUGGUGCGUGAGGCGCUCCAGCGCUACGCGCUGGCUGGGGCCCCCGACGGGGACUAUGUGCUGUGUGACGUGGUCGGCGAGCUGAGCGGCCCGGCCGGCCGCUGGAGGACAGAGGGUGUGCGCGUCCUGCGAGAUGAUGAACGCCCGUUGCUGCUGCAGGACCUCUGGAGGCCCAAGGAGGGACUGGCCAGGCGCCUGGAGCUCCGCCGCAGGGCCAACGUGGAGGAGCUGAGCUCCAGGGAGCAGGACACCAUCACCGCAGGCAUCAACGCCCAGGCCCGGCGUCUCCAGCGGACGCGGGCCAAGGGCACGCCCGGCCUGGGCCGCAGCCUGAGCGAGACCAGCCUGGACGUGACGGGUGGCUCCGGGGGGGAGGCCAGGAGGAGCUGCCUCACGCUGCCCAGGCCCCUGAAGGAGGCACCGCAGAAAAGGGACGAUGGAGAGGUGCGCCUCUCCCUCUAUCAGUCCCCACACCUCCUGCUGCUCCAGGGCUACAGCCGGCAGGACCGCCUGGUGUACCUGCUUAACCGGGACCAGCACACGGUGGGCCAGGAGACGGCCUCGGCCCGGCCCAACAUCUGCCUGCUGUCCACCGACAUCCUGCCACUGCACUGCACCAUCCGGAGGGCUCAGUCGGGCCACUGCCUGGUUCUGGAGCCGGCCCCACACGCCGCAGUCCUGGUCAAUUUCACGGCGGUGGAGAAGUCCACGGCGCUCCAGCAUGGCGACCUGCUGUCCUUUGGCUCGCACUACAUCUUCCUGUGUAAGGACCCAGUUGGUGGGGGCAUGUUGCCCACCCGGACGCUGCUCGGCCUACGCCCCCGGCGCCCCCCCCCUGAGCCAGAGGGUGCCGCCUGUCGAGUCUGCGGGGCCCCCUCCAGGAGCCGGCCUUCUGUGCGGGGCCGGCACGCCUCCGAGCCCGACCCGGCCCCAGGUCGCGACCCCCAGCGCCGACGGGUCCUUUUGGCUUUCGAGAAGGGUCAGGAGGACAGGCUGUUGGGGAGGAUCAUCUCACUUACGGAGCCGGGGGGCGACGAGCACAAGCUGACUCCCGCCUACCUGCUGUGCAUGUGCUUGGAGCACUCCGCCAUGACCUUUGACCCCGGAAGCUUUGGGAAGCUUCUGCUAAAGAUUGCUAAAAGGAUACAGGACGUUGUUCAGGAGAAGACGAGGGAGCUGUCAGGGAGGCCACCUCAGCACCAGGAGCUUCCCGCCGGCCUCUCAGACCUUGUUCCCUGCCUGCAGCCUCUCCUGUUUUGGAUGUCCAACGCCAUCGAGAUCCUGCACUUCAGCCGGCAGAAAUCGGCCACGUAUGCGAAGUGCGGCGAGCAGUCAGACACCCGCGAUGCAAAAGAAUCGGUGUUCAAUGUUGCUGUGUUAGCCAGCGAAGACGGUGUGACCGCCCUGGAGGAAGUGAUCAUGUCAGCAUUUCAGCAAUGCGUGUACCACAUGACCAAGUCCCUAUACGAGUCCCUGAUGGGGCUGCUGGACUCAGCACCCCCCCAGAAGGACAGACGGGCUCCCGAAUCUCUGCUCAGGACCCUGCAGAUGUUCCAGGCUGCCCAGGCUCUGCUGCAGCGCUCAGAGAUCCACCCGGAGAUCCAGUCACAGAUGCUCGCCUACCUCUUCUUCUUCUCCAACGUGGCGCUCUUCAACCAGCUGAUGGACAAUGGCCCGGCCAGAGGCUGGUUCCGGCUCUCCAGUGGGCUCCAGCUGAAGGCCAGCCUAAGGACACUGCUGGACUGGACCAAGAGAGCAGGCCUGUCUCGCCUGGCCGAAACUUUCUUCUCAAAGUUCCGCUGUGCUGUCGGCAUCAUGGCCACGCCCCCCCAGGAACUUGCUCAGAUGAGCUGGCGGUCACUAUGUGUGACCUACCCCGCCCUUAAGCCUGUGCAGCUCCACCACAUCCUGACGCAGUGCCUCCUGGUGGCAGAGAGCCGGCCCUCAGCCGUCUGGCAGCCCACCGCCGAGGAGGAGGUACCCCCCUACAGGACGGCCGACCUGCUGGAAAGCUUCGAGGAACCCCCCCCCAUCGUGCUGCCCAGCGGCGGCUACCAGGUGGCCCUCGACUCGGACGCCGUGGAUGACAGCAUCUACCGGCAGCUGCUCUACCUACGGCACUUCCUGUGGGGGCUGAGGACCAAGUCGCCGUGCAUCCCAGUAAGGGGGGAGCCCCAGGGCAAUGGGGCACCAUCUCUGGGGUACCAGGGCCCAGCGACCCCCCAGGCGGAGGAGAGGCCAAAGUCCAAGGCUUCAAUGGGGGGUCAGGGCACGGCCCCCAGGGGACUGCAGAUAGCCGGGGUGCGACUGAGGGAUGACCAGCAGGUGGCGCAGCCCCCCAACGCCUCCUGCCUGUUGACUCCGCCCACCACGCCUAACUACCCCGACACGGAGCGGCGGCCUGGAGGCCCGGCCCCGCCCAGCACCAAGAGGAACGAUGGGCUCGCUGCCAGCGAGAUAGAAGUGCACCUGGACAAGGGAGCGCUUGGCUUGGGCUUGGGGCUCAUCGACGGGUUGCAAACACCACUUCAAGCCCCAGGCAUCUAUAUUCGGACCCUGGUCCCAGGCGGGCCAGCCUCAUCCGACGGGCGCCUCCGGAUCGGCGACAGAAUCUUGGCGGUGAACGGGACAGACGUCACCGGAUCAGACUACCAGAGUGCAGUGGAUCUGAUCCGCUGGGGAGGCAGGAGGCUGAAUCUUCUGGUGGAGAAGAUGGACCCUGAGGUAUCCUCCAUGAUCAGAGCCUCUCUCUGCUGAGCAGGUCUGGGCUGAUCUUACUGCUCUGAGGCAUUAUGGG